AUGGAGAAUCGCAUGAAUCGCUCAGAGUUGCAAGAUGUUUUAGCGGCUGUUGGCAUUGAGGUUCAGCCACGAGCAACUACUGCACGGAUGCGACAAAUAUUUGCAGAUAAUCGAAGUACGCUGGAAGAUUGUAUUGCUCGUCGUCUAAGUAAUGUUGAAGGCCUCAGCAAACAAACCGCUGUUAGCUCCUCCUCAGUCGUCACUACCGCUGUCACUACCUCUACAAUUGCCGCCUUUGGAGACUCCGCAAGCCGUGAGAGUGUGCAACCAAUACAACAGCAUAAAAUACAUUUCCAAGAUAUUGAGCAUGCUAUAAUAAAAUUUAGCGGAGAAGACCGCACAUACUCAGUUCAUGACUUUUUCCGUCACUUGGAACAAAUUUUUGAACAAGUUGGUGCAGAUGACUUAUUUAAAUUAUUGGCGUUGCGCAAUUCGUUAACUGGUGCUGCGAGAUUGUUACUAACACGAGGUUAUUUGACGUAUGAAGAGUUAAAGCAAAAACUUAUUGGUGAGUUUGGACGAACAAUUAGCCGUCAGGAGGUCUAUCAGGCACUUCGCAUGCGUACUAAAAAGCCAACAGAGAGUGUCCACCGUUAUGCGAUGGAAAUGGAAUCUAUUGCUCACCGCAGCGAUGUUAUGGAGUUGGAAUUAGUUGCUUUUAUAUUAGAAGGUUUAAGUAAUCGUAUUCCAGACUUCGUUUUGUUUAACACUGCUAAGAAUUUAAAUGAACUAAAGGGUGCUGUUGCCAUGUUCGAACAACGGCAGGCUGUGCGUGGUGUAGCCAAUAAACAAGAUGCCAACCGUGAAACGAAGACUACAGUGAAACUUUCAUCUGGUUAUUUUGCUGACAAUCCAACGCAAAAUGCAAACCGCUGCUUUAAUUGUUCUAGAUUUGGUCACCGUCGUCCAACAUGUCUGUACGAGGAGCGACCGAUUAAUGGUUGUUAUAACUGCUGGAAGAGUGGCCAUAAUCGCAAGUCAUGCCCGAAUCCAAAGUACACACCGAAACUUAAAAGUGCUACCUCUGUUGCUAUGACCAUGGAUUGUGCAGAAGAUACUAAUAUUGUCGAUGAUGUCGCAUCUGCACUUGAGGCUAUGAAUUACUUUAAACAAAAUGUUCCAGGAUCCGCUUUGUUCACUGAUGUAAUGGAGAAAAGUAAGUUUGUUUUAUGUAGUGCGACUAGCGACGCACGGGCAUCUGAUAGGAAACAAAAUGAAAUUAAUCCUUUUGAAAAUGAACUUAGGAGUCUGAUGACGAUUAAUAUUGAUACAGAUUCAAAUAGCAUUGAUAUUAAUCCUAUGUUAGAAAAAUCCAAGGUCGAGGAAAUAAGAGAAGUUGUAUUAAAUUAUUUGAAUUCACAUUAUGAAGGCAGGCAGGAAAAUUAUGAAAUUAAUAUAAAACUGACCUCUGACGUGCCUUUCCACUUUGCACCAAGAAAACUAUCCUUUGAGGAGCGUGAAGCAUUACAGAAAAUAAUAAGUGACUUGUUGAAGAAAAAAAUAAUUACACCGAGUGAUUCACCAUAUGCGUCUGCAAUUGUUAUGGUACGAAAGAAGAACGGAGUAUUUAGAAAAUGUGUAGAUUAUAGAGUUCUCAACAAGAAUACAAUUCGUGACAAUUAUCCCUUGCCAUUAAUUGAAACAUGUUUGGAACACCUAGGCGGUAAAAAGUAUUUCACGACAUUAGAUCUUAGAAAUGGUUUCUUUCAGGUUAAGGUUGCGACAGAUUCAAGAAAAUAUGCGUCUUUCGUAACUCCUCUUGGUCAAUUCGAAUACAAUCGUAUGCCGUUCGGAUUAAAAAACGCUCCUGCUGUUUUUCAGCGAUUUAUUCAUCAAAAACUGCAAGAUCUAAUUGCACAAGGUAAAAUUAUUGUUUAUAUGGAUGAUAUUGAAGUAGCAACCGAAACUUUAGAGGAACAUAUACAUGCAUUAAUUCAGGUGCUUCAUCGUUUGGCUGAGGUCGGUUUAGAGUUAAAUCUCAGUAAAUGUAAGUUUGCUUGUGAGACCACCGAGUUUCUGGGUUAUCAAGCAAGUGAAAAGGGUAUUUUACCAAACAGCUCUCAUUUGAAGGCGAUUAUGCACUACCCAAUGCCGAAGACAUUACACGACAUGCGUUCAUGUCUAGGAAUGUUUUCAUAUUUUCGCAAAUUUGUUCCAAACUUUGCUAAAAUAGCAUAUUCGCUGCAGCGCCUCCUUAGGACCGGUGUUGAGUUUUGCAUUAAUGAGAAAUGUAAGGAAGCGUUUAGAUUAUUAAAGCAAAAGUUGAUAACACCACCUGUCUUGGCCAUAUUUAAUCACACUAAAGAAACCGAAUUGCACACUGACGCUAGCAAGUUAGGUUUUGGAGCAGUACUUUUGCAGCGACAAAAUUUCAUCCGAGGUAUUCCAUUUAAAAUAGUUACUGACUGCAGUGAACUAUCACCAACGUUUGAAAAGAAAAACAUCAGUCCAAAAAUAGCAAGGUGGGCACUUUUAUUUGAGCACUUUGAUUUUAAGAUACAAAAUCCAGGCGGUAUUUCAAUGAGUCAUGCGGAUGCAUUAAGUCGAUGUUUUAAAGGUGAAGAAACAGAGACGGAAGAUUACUCUACGAGAAUUAAAAAUAAAUUUGUAAUGUGUACCUACUCUGAAGAUGAUACUGAUAUUGAAUCUAAUAAGCCUAAUGAAAUUGUUGAAGACUAUGACGGCAUGAUAGGAAUUCCAUGUAAAACGGUGGCUGUUGCUUAG
Molecule: messenger RNA, 2724 nt
Organism: Teleopsis dalmanni
Lineage: Eukaryota; Metazoa; Arthropoda; Insecta; Diptera; Diopsidae
Exons: 4
Coding region: 1-2724 (907 amino acids)
Molecular function (GO): zinc ion binding; nucleic acid binding
Source: RefSeq, a predicted model, not a curated record